CAGAGGCCGCUAAAAGAUCCCAGCAGCCUGAAAGGUCAACAGCCAUCGCAGGGACCGAGGGGAGUCCCAAACCUUGACGAAGAUGGCUUAUAGGCCUAGUCCCGUCAAGGAUUCGCUCCUUCGGCGCUUCCUUGCUGAUAUUUCCCGAUGGGAUCCGCUCAUCUGGCUCACCAACCUGAAUGAGAUUGGGCGUCUCCGACUGUGGGGUGUCUUUUCCUCCUGCUCAGCUUCGUGUAUGUCGGUGACAGCACUCUCCACCGAAUACUGGUCCAAGCAGUUUGUCCGGGGAAUCUUCAUACACCGAGGACUGUGGAAGGACUGCAAGUUGGGGAAGUGCACCUACCAUAGAAAUGUGCAAUCCUAUAUUGCCUUCACUAUAGUGUUCAUGUUGGUCUCUAAUCUGACUUGCUAUGUGUCUGUGAUCUGCGGGACGCUGGACCUCAAAUCCUAUAAACCACCAAUUCCAAAGGAGAAAAUGUGGCCACUUCUAACUGUCAGCCAAUGCAUCAUUGCCGGCUGCACAGGAGCGAUAGGCCUGUUCAUUUUCAUGAGUACCACAACUCUGAAGCCCAACACUUUCCUUUCGUGGUCACUGAUACCCGGGUGGUUGUCUGUCAUUUUCAUUUCAACGGCAGGGGUGCUCCAUUUUGUGGCAAGUAGAUGGGAACAGGAUCUCGCCAACGAAUCCCCCACCGUCACAGUACUGUAUAAGCUGAAAGAGAAACCCUCUUGUUUAGACCUGACCACUGAACUCACUCCGCAGAGGCAGAUGGCGACAUCAGCUGUGUGAAUUCAGGCACCAAGAUAGACAAACAGUGGUGGUGGUGAUGGUGAUGGUGGUGUGUUUGUGUGUGUUUCUAUGUGUAUGUGCUACCCCAGAUCUGACAGGAUCCAAGCUUUGGAAUUAGGAAAGAAGAGAAGUCAUGAGGGUAUCUUUGCUACAGCUAAUUCUCCUGGCUGGUUGAAAACGUCACACGCCACCCUGUGCACAGAGAUAUGCUUAAGUCCCUAAAUUGGAUGAUGUGUUUCAUUUUUCCCCAUGUGAAAAGCAAUGGGAUGUUGAUGCCAUUCUGCUAAGGAAUGCAGAAAGGGCCCUUGCAGCGUGCUAUACAACACAGCUGGUAUUUCUCUGUAUUUUCUUUUAAAACGUGUCCCCCCCCCCUUUUUUUUUUGCUGUCCCGUUAAUAAACCGUUGUAAUAUA
Messenger RNA from Hemicordylus capensis (graceful crag lizard), 1202 nucleotides. Its product is annotated as claudin domain-containing protein 2-like. Lineage: Eukaryota; Metazoa; Chordata; Lepidosauria; Squamata; Cordylidae. The record is from RefSeq and is a predicted model, not a curated record. Bases 83 to 790 code for a protein of 235 amino acids. The transcript has 4 exons.